AUGUCGUUCUCAGACGAGGCCCUCAAGGCCAAGCUAUCGACCUUGAAUGAGACCCAAGAUUCCAUCGUAUCGGUCUCUCAAUGGAUCAUGUUUCAUAAACGCCACGCCGACCGAAUAGCUAACUACUGGCUCACCCGGCUCCGCGAUGCUCCACCACCCAAACGCCUCAACUUCAUCUAUCUCGUCAACGACAUUGUUCAAAAUGCCCGGGCGCGCAAACGGUCCGAGUUUCCCGACGCCUUCUCCCCCCUGAUGCCCGAGGCGAUCCAGACGGCGUAUCGAUCCUCACCACCGGAGAUCCAAACCAAGAUUCGCCGCGUAGUCGAGGUCUGGCGGACGAGGAAUGUCUUCGAGGUGCCCAUUCUCGACGCCAUUGACGCGCGCAUGGACGAGAUCGACAAGUCCAAGGGCGGCGGCGGGAAGAAGAAGACCCUCAUGGGCCAAAGCCUGUUCGGGUCUGCGAGCAGCACGGGCGGCGGCGGCUUGCCCAAGGAACUGGAGAGCUUGGCGCCCUUGCAGAUCGAAGUCACGAAGCAGACCAUCGCCGCCCGACCCGCCAUCGACGCCGCGCAGAACGAAUACGUGAAGCUGAACGAGCCGGGCGCCGUGUUGCCUAGCCCACCUGUCCAUGCCGCGCGGCUGUCCAGCUUGAUCAAGUCGCUCGCCGCGGCCGAGAGCUCCGUCUCGGCCAGCAUCAAGGCGCGGAAGGCGCUGAUCGCGGACCUCGAACGCAUUCUGGAGAUCAACAAGUCGGCCCUGGUCAAGGACGACGAAACAUACCUGACGCUCGAUAGCCGCAAGGCGAGCACCGAGGCCAAGAAGCGGGAAGUCGAGGACGCCAUCAUCCGCGGCCUGACAUCGGCAGAAGCUUCUUCCGCUGCGAGCACCACUGCCAUCGGCGCGGAUGCAGGUAACCACACAUCGCCGCCCGGUCCUGGCACAGUCGCCGGCCUCGAGCCUGACACCGACAAUUCCCCCCACACAGCCAGCACUGGCGCCUUUCUCUCCGAACGGCCUGAGAUUGAGCAACUCACCGACGACGAAGGCGCUUACAACAUUACCUCGACUGGCAUGUUCGAUCAAGACCCUUCGACUGUAGCUGCGGCACCCGCAGCACCGACGUCAGCGACUUCAACAACCCCUCCGCCUGUAGCGCGCAACCCGGCCCUCGCCGCCGCUUUGGCCGAGUUUUCUGCCUCCUCCGGCGGUGCGGGCCUCCCCCUCGGCCUGGACGCAGAUUACUCCGCCUUCCUGCCUAGCGCGGGCCAUACACACACGCAGACCCGCCCUCGGACGACAAGCACCAACGGGCUGCCAGGCGCCAAGAGACGCAAGACCUCACACGGCGCCGAAGACGAACAAGUCCCGGAUUUGGGCGAGAUGGGCAUUGAAGGCCUCGGACUGCCGGGUCUAGGUAGUCAGCAGGAACAGUCCCUCGGAUUUCCGGGCUUAGGUGGCCAAGGUGCUCAGCAGCAGGAACAGGGCCAGCGGCAGGGAAGGGACGUACUGGCCACUCUGGACGACGACGUGGACGAGCUGAUCAGGCAGGAGGGCGGGAUGUAG
This is a messenger RNA of Cladophialophora yegresii CBS 114405, 1563 nucleotides long. RefSeq lists its product as uncharacterized. The transcript has 2 exons. The record is from RefSeq and is a predicted model, not a curated record. Bases 1 to 1563 code for a protein of 520 amino acids. Lineage: Eukaryota; Fungi; Ascomycota; Eurotiomycetes; Chaetothyriales; Herpotrichiellaceae. Gene Ontology annotation, molecular function: RNA polymerase II C-terminal domain binding. Gene Ontology annotation, cellular component: RNA polymerase II, holoenzyme. Gene Ontology annotation, biological process: mRNA 3'-end processing.